AUGCGCGUACAACUACAACGGGAUGCAUCAGCUAAAAAUUUUGCAAAACAAUUAAUGGAUAUUGGAAAUGGGCGAAUGCAAAUUGAUGAAUCUACGCAAUGUAUCCCCUUGCCAGCAAACUUCUGUAAGAUCACAGAAAGCAUACACGAAUUGGUGCAAAAAGUUUUGCCAAACAUUACACAGAAUUACAAAAAUCAUCAGUGGCUCAGUACGCGUGCUAUAUUAGCGGCCAAAAACAUCGAUGUCAAUACCAUCAACUUCACCAUUCAGAAUGGAAUACACGGCGAAACGACAACAUAUAAGUUCAUCGAUACUGUGGUGAAUCAAGACGAAGUUGUCAACUAUCCAACUGAAUUCUUGAAUUCGCUUGAUUUGCCAGGCAUGCCACCGCACGUUCUUACAUUUAAAAUUGGCGUACUCAUCAUUAUUCUUCAAAACAUAAAUCCACCACGACUUUGCAACGGAACUAGAUUCUCAGUCAAGAAAAUGAUGAACAAUGUUAUCGAGGCAACAAUUUUGACUGGAAAAUUCAAAGAUGAAAACGUAUCCCAAUGA
Molecule: messenger RNA, 555 nt
Organism: Onthophagus taurus
Lineage: Eukaryota; Metazoa; Arthropoda; Insecta; Coleoptera; Scarabaeidae
Source: RefSeq, a predicted model, not a curated record